Chenopodium quinoa (quinoa) is the source of this 2313-nucleotide messenger RNA. RefSeq names its product TBCC domain-containing protein 1-like. The transcript is spliced from 8 exons. The record is from RefSeq and is a predicted model, not a curated record. Lineage: Eukaryota; Viridiplantae; Streptophyta; Magnoliopsida; Caryophyllales; Amaranthaceae. The coding region runs from base 270 to 1964 and encodes 564 amino acids.
UUUGCAUUAGUUAUUUUCAUAAUUUUCAUAAAUAAACUCAAAAUAUACACACAAAAUCUAAAGAAACGAUGAACCAACCACCGUGAUUAACCAUCAUGUGGCGGAGCUAACACCUCUUUACUAUUCUUUCUUCCUCUCUUACCGCCACUUCUCACUCUUUCUCUCUCCUCUUUUUAAAAACUUCAUCAUUUUCUCGAUCCAAAAAAUCCCCCCAUUUUCUCUCUCCUCUCCUCACCUCCAUUUUCUCUCUCCUCCAUUUCCAUAUUUCCAUGGCGGAAAACACCGACGCACCACCUUCUUCUUCUCCGCCAUCUACGCCGACCAAAGAUCCAAUCACACUCCACACUCGUCGCGAACCCUUCGAGUACGGCCUCCUUCCAAUCCCGAAGCUCAUCUUCUCCGACGCCGCCGCUUCCAUCGGAUCCCUCAAAGAGAAGCUUCUUCAACACGCUGAUUCUCUCCGAGUUAACUCGUCGAUUGUCGCCGAUGUUCUGCAAAUCUCCGAGGAACAUUCCAGGCUUGUUAUCGAUACGAUUGCCGCUGUUCUUCCGACUGAUUCUGAUCCUCUUGUUGUUGCGAAGCCUGAUAAUGUGCCGGCGAUUGGGGUGAAUGUGUAUGAUUUGAUCUUGUUUUUGUAUAUUCAGUCUUAUAAAAGGCUUUUGCCUAGGACUCAUAAGGAUUCUGCUGCCGUUGCUGAUGUUUGGCCCUCGACUUCGGCGUUUGAUGGGUAUUUGUCUGCUCUCUCUCCUCUUCAGCUUGUACGCAGUAAUACUCGUAAAUUCAUGCCAUCACAAGCAGAUGAAGAAGCUCAUCAAUUAUCUUACUUGCAAAAACACUUGGCAAAUAUCCUCACUCUCUUAGCAGAGCCAGUUGAAGGGGAAGGUGACGAAUCUCUGGUAUUGCCAAUGGAAAGGUUUGAACACCUUGGCUUUUUGAUACAAUUUGGUGUGAAGGGGUCUGAAGUAGUACCAUUAAGCCAAGCAGCACCCUUUUUUGCAAAUUCAGACCCUGAUAUGCCUGCUGCACCUGUACCUGCAGCACAAGUUCAUGAUUGGCUUCUGCAGAAGAUAGCUGAUGCCUUGGAACGUAUAGCUGAGAGGGCCACUGCAAAAGAAAAUGGCUCUGAUCAAGACAUUGCUAUGUCUGAUGCCAAUUCAAGCUCAGCUAAGGCUUCAACAAGCUCAAGAGGCCUGACUUUUAUUGAAGGGAUUUCUAAGUCCUCAUAUGUGAAACAAGCAGCUGACGUGAAAGGUUCUUCUCUUAAGGUUCUGAAUUGCCAUGAUUCUGUUAUCUAUAUUUUGGCACCCUUGAGAUAUGCCACCAUAUAUGGCUGCUCUGAUGCAACUAUAGUUCUUGGAGCUGUUGGUAAGGCUCUAAGAGUAGAACACUGUGAGCGAGUUCAUGUCAUCUCUGCAGCAAAACGAAUUUGUAUUGCCAACUGUCGUGAGUGCAUGUUUUACUUGGGAGUCAAUCAAAGACCUCUUAUUAUUGGUGAUAAUCAUAAACUACAGGUGGCACCAUACAAUACUUUUUACCCUCAAUUGGAGGAACACAUGAGUCAAGUUGGUAUUGAGCCCACUAUCAACCAGUGGAAUGAACCUUUGCCAUUGGGUGUGGUUGAUCCACAUGAUUCGUUAUCACACCCUGCAGGUGUUUCUGAUGCUCAAGCUGAGACAGCUGCACCGCUGGAUCCAGAUCAGUUUACUAACUUUUUGAUUCCGAACUGGUUUGGUGGUGAAGUACCUGGAGCCACUAAAGACAACCCAUUUUCUUUGCCUGAGGCUUACAUGAAUUCUCAGCAUAAAAAUAACACAAACCUGGGGGAGGUCAAGCAAGUUCUGCAGGAAACUCCCCUAGAUGAGAGCAAGAAGCGAGAACUGUCAUCUGCACUUCAUGUGUUGUUUAAAGAUUGGUUAUACGCUUCUGGGAAUGUUCGCCAACUUUACUGCUUACAAGGAGACUAAUGCAGUUUUUAGCCAUUGAUUGAGAUGGUGUUGACGGAUGUUUCUCUGUUUUUUAAUCUUCAACUUGAAAGUCCCGCAAUUAUCAGCACCUUUAAGAGUUGAUAAUGUACACAACUCAUAACCAGGCUUACAUAAUAGUCUGAAGUGUUUGCAGCAGUUGUAAGUUAGCUUUUGGGCAGGGUGCAUAUUUUUGCACUAGCUAAUCUCGUCCUCAAUUUUUCGUGUAAGGAAAUUCCCUGUAAUUUUUAGUUUUUGUAGUUUUCACUCUACUUUGUGAAAUUUGAUACUGCAGAUUCUUCAGUUGUCUGAUUGCAUAUCUUAUUCAAAUGGUGCAUUUUUAUUGUUUUGA